GAUUGGUCAAAUAAACAAAAAUGAAAUCACAACUAUUUUUUAUUAGUCAAAAAGAAAAUUUUGGCAAGGCACACGUUUCUUUCCCUUUCCCACGCGACGGCAGCGAGCUUUGUUCUUCGAUGGAUUACGAUUUCAGAAACAGGUCGGGCCCACAAGUUCCAAUGUACCGUCCGCCACUGUCAAACAUGUACCCUAAGAUCUCCCCCCACGGCGCCGCCGCCACCGGCCGGCCGUCACCGUAUCAGCAUAAUCCUUCUUCAUCACCUUCUUCAGGAUUAGGGAUUAAGGUUGCGAUAAAGCCAGAAUAUAGGAUCUCUGCACCGCCUCAUUUAUCACCGCUUGCUGGGGAUAUUCCACGGAGCAACUUCCAAUUUGAUUUUGGAUUGGAGAGAAGAAUUUUGGCUGAAGCAGAGAAGGAUAACCCAAAUUGGAGCAAAUUUGGCUCAGAAAAUAUUCCGACUAAAGUUCCUAAUUCAUCAUCAUCAAAGGUUACUGUGUCAGAUCCUGUUGUGAGCAAAUAUAUAGCUAUGGGGCUUAGCCGAGAGGCAGUUCCCAUUGCUGUUACAAAUUAUGGUGAUAAUCCAACCAAAGUUCAGGAAUUUGUCAAUGGGUACACCCUUCUGCGGGAAAUGGGAUUUUCCUCAAAUAGCGUUGCUGAAGCACUGGUUAUGCAUGACAAUGAUACAGACAAGGCACUAGCACAUUUCCUUAGUGGCUCAUCAUGAGAGUCCUGAAUCAUACAUGUUGUAGGUAUCGUUUAUUGAUAAAGAAAUAUGUUAGUUCCCUUUGUAUAGCGAUGAAUGAUGGGCAAAUAUAGGUAGGAACAUGGGCAAUCUGUUAUAGUCUAUUGUUUCACAUACAUAUAUUUUAUAAAGUGCUGGGGUUGGUUUGAAUGCAUUGAGUGUUUUUAGAGAGAAUAUUACUCGGUCGUUGGAUUUCAUUUCAGAAAUGCCAUAUCCCUUUU
Molecule: messenger RNA, 964 nt
Organism: Abrus precatorius (Indian licorice)
Lineage: Eukaryota; Viridiplantae; Streptophyta; Magnoliopsida; Fabales; Fabaceae
Exons: 5
Coding region: 21-725 (234 amino acids)
Biological process (GO): ubiquitin-dependent protein catabolic process via the multivesicular body sorting pathway
Cellular component (GO): ESCRT I complex
Molecular function (GO): ubiquitin binding
Source: RefSeq, a predicted model, not a curated record